CUAUGGACAGUCUCUCAAAAACUGAGUUUAUCAGCAUUUGUGUUCGGGAUCCAAGGUUCCAUAGAGAUGACCUCUGGCACCAGUAUGUCGACUAUGAUAUCUGUCUACAUACCAAUAGCAUGUGUUUCCGAAAGAAGACUUCCUGCGUGAGGCGGCGUUACAGUGACUUUGUUUGGCUGCGUCACUGCUUGGAACGGAAUGCUUUGAUCAUAGAAAUGCCCAAAUUGCCACCCUGGAACCCAUUCUUCAGUCUAAGGAACACAGACCAGGUCACCCAGAGGAUGAAGGGCCUGCAGGAGUUUUUAGAAAUUGUUCUUCGUACGCCAUUGUUAUUAUCAGACAGUCGACUCCACCUGUUCCUGCAGUCAGACCUCAGCCUUACAAAGAUAGAGAGGUGUGCUCUUGGUAAGACCAGGUACACUGUGGCUGAAGCCAUACAGCGUUCCAGCAGCGGUUACAUCAGUAGGUUAGAGGACAAGGCCUCUUUUGAAUCUGACUGUGAAAGGUAUGAGCCUAGACAGCAAUGGUUCACAUUUGAAACAUUUUUUGUUUCAGUUUAAUGAAUUGACACUAAA
Scomber japonicus (chub mackerel) is the source of this 575-nucleotide messenger RNA. It is a transcript of the gene snx10a, whose product is annotated as sorting nexin 10a. Lineage: Eukaryota; Metazoa; Chordata; Actinopteri; Scombriformes; Scombridae. The transcript has 5 exons. Gene Ontology annotation, molecular function: phosphatidylinositol binding. Gene Ontology annotation, biological process: intracellular protein transport. The record is from RefSeq and is a predicted model, not a curated record. The coding region runs from base 3 to 560 and encodes 185 amino acids.